AUGGCCGUUAGCCUUGCUCAAAGGUUCUCAUAAUCAGCUGAUUGUGCAGAAGGGUCUAUUUCACCAACCGUCAUUACGCAGCGUAUUAAGUGGAGUUAUACUGUGUCUGUGGAUUGUACCUGGGAUUUUACUCUUGUGGAUUUAGUUGUGGAAGGCCUGGUUCUAUGAAUGUAUAACAAAGUGCAGCCCCCAGUGAUGGCGACGACGACCGUGGGGAAGACAGGGGGGAAGUCACCACACUGCAAGGUCUGCGGUGACGAGUCGUCCGGAUUCCAUUAUGGGGUAGACUCAUGUGAAGGAUGCAAGGGAUUUUUCCGAAGAUGCAUCACCCAAGGAAUGACACAUAAGUGUGCAAAUGAAGAGAAGUGUGAGAUAACGCCUUUUACCCGCAAUAGCUGUCAGUAUUGUCGCCUCAAGAAGUGUUUCUCUGUGGGAAUGUCACGGGAAGCAUCACGCCUUGGUCGACGUCCCAAACGGCUGAAAGACGUGAGCGGUGAUUCACAGCGAUCUCAUCAAGUGAACCUCCCUAUUGCACCAUACCCCUCCCCAGCAGAACUCUACAGACUCAGAAUGGCAGAACUUCAGAAACUCCUCCAAGCUAAUGGCACCUUCAAGUCUGAGCUCAUGCAGGCGUUCCUGUCAGCAGCACAGGCCAGCUUCAGGGAACACGCCAAGAACAGCACCACGACUUCCCAGAGCACCACCACCACCACCACCCAGGACGGGAACCAGAACACGUACACACAGGGCAUGAUCCAGUUCGGGAACGAGUCGGGGUACUCCAGCAUGAGUAGCCCAGCCAGCAGCAAGAGCCAGUCUCCCCUUCACGACAACAACCAUCCACAGGUGCUCAACAACAACCAGAUGAUGGACAACACCAACAUGAACACCUUGCCACCUACCACUACCUACAAUGCCAACUCCACACUGAGCCAGCAGCAGCAGCAGCAACAGCAGCAGCAGCAGCAGCAACAUACUAUUGGCAUGAUGAACACACAGAUGGGAAACAACAACAUGCCCAGCAUCUCGACCACUCACGUGUCCAACAUCUCCAGCCCAAUGUCCAGUACGGUCAUGCCCAACACACCCAGCCCAAUGUCCACAUCGUCCAACCUGAACACCCCUAUGUCCAUGCCCUACAUCAUGCCCCUUGACACCAUCAAGACCGAGCCCACAUCUACAGGUGCCUGUGACUUCCCUGAUUCCAAUGGCAACCAGGCGACGGAAGUGUUGCGGAUGCUGGAUGAGGCGAAGCAGAUGCCGAUGGGGUCGAGAAGGCAGCUGAUAUUGCAGGUGCAGGAAGCAGUCUCCGCCCACCUCAGCACGUCCCUGAACACAACCAAGUCCGUUAAGGAAGCCAAGGAGAGACUUAGUAAAUCCCCCAUGCCGAUGCAGAUGCCCGACAUGAGCAAGCUGUCUCUAAAUGCCGACUCCAUGUGGCAAGGCUUUCUGUCCCAGAUGGUGCCAGAGAUCACCAACGUUGUCAAGUUCUGCAAGCGGCUGCCAGGCUUCACAGAGAUUGAGCAGGAAGACCAGAUUAAGCUGCUGAAGCAGGGAUCCUUCGAAGUGAUGAUGACUCGGAGCAGCUUCACGAUGCUGGUGGACAGGGACAAGGAGGAGAUGCUGGACCCAUCUCACAAGAUGAAGUGUCCAAAGGCGGUUAUCAUGUCGAUGCCAAUGGGGAACUUCUUUCAAGAGUUCUUCAAGGUUGCUGGAGAGCUCAACCCCCUGAAUUUGACGGACAGUGAGAUUGGAUUGUUCACAGCCUGCCUCAUCAUGUGUCCUGAUCGCGUGGGUUUGAAGAAUGUGAAGGCUGUGAAUAAGAUCCAGACUCUGUUCCAGCAGUCACUCUACAUGAUGCUGGACCAGAACCACUCUGAACCCGACACGCUGUUCCUGAAGCUGCUGACAUCAGUCCCCGUCCUCCGAACCAUCAAUGAGGAACACUCAAAGGCCAUCAACAACAUCAAAAUGACCCAACCAGGAACAUACGAGGAAGUGUUCCCAGCCUUGCAUCAAGAAGUGUUUGACGGCAAACUGUAGACUGCCGGUUGUGGCACAGACGAUAGACUGGAGGAGAAUGCUCCGGUGUGACCAGUCAGAGACUCCGUAGCCUGGCAGGCUGUGUGAUACGCGAUGUAGCGGAGAGGUUGUUGUUGUCAACAACUCAAGUACAGCAUCUGGUCACUGGUCCAGCUCAGUAAACCAUCUCUCAACUUUGUUUAAAAUUUUAGAAGUUGAAUGUAGCUGAAGGCAGAUGAAAUGGCUCAAUACUGUUGCAAUGUAACAAGUGAUUUGUUAGAUACUCUGUCAACAAGGACUAUUGUAUUGCUAUGACUUAACCUAUUGCAAGAGAUACAGUACAGACAUUUGUGCCUACAUCAAAGUAUUGUAUUUUGCAAAUGAGUGAGUUUGAGAAUAUUAUUAGAUGUACCAUAUUUAACAUAUUAAACACACAGAACGAUUUAAAAUUCCAAGUUUGUAUGAUCUUUGAGAACGUCAUCAGUUCAUUUUCACCAGAUUAGGAAAGAAUGUUAUAAAAGUCUAUUCAUGGAAAAGAAAUCUCAACUUUAUGUUGAUAAAAAUGUUUGUGGUCAAAAUGGGGUGCUUAAUACAUGGUUUAUGGUAAAUGGAAUCCAUUUUAGGGCAAGUCGUCGGUAACGACACUGACAUUACUUCAUCUUCAUUGAACAAAAACUUUUCCAUGACUAGCUUGAAAUUCUACGAGAGGUUGUAUGGCGUUGAAGGUGGGGAAUAUUGUGAACUUGUGAUACAGCGGGGCUUGAGGAUGCUGAGUGGAUGUGGGAGUGAUUGUCAGACUGACUGUAUUCAGCGGUGUGAAAGGUCUUAAUGUAAAUAUAUUUCAUGUGUCUGAAGGGCCCUGCCGACUGCCAAUUGCGAGAUUCAUGUAUUGUUUAUAAUCCAUCAUGUACUUUGAAUAUUAAUGUCUGAACAUUGUUAAGAAUUCAUUGUAAACACCAAUCACAUCAACAGAAGGAGAUGUUCUUGUACAGAAUAAUCUAUUUGUAUAUAACCUGCGUAACACUAGACUUUAGUCAGUGAGUUUUGAAGACUAAUUCCUCCUAUUUUCAGAGAAAUAAUUGACUGAUGUUCUAGGCAGAUCUUAAAGGUGUGCUCGUCAACACCUAUUCUCUCUUAGCUAGUUGAACUCCAUCACAUACUAGUUCAGUCUAGUUUAAUUCAGAUUCGUCCAGUUCAAUCUUGUUAAAGCAGGAGAAACAUUUCAAAAUGAUUUAGGAAGUAGAUAAUAAUUCCCUCAUUUUGGGGAUUGUUUUGGGUUUGAAUCCAGCUGAAACACCCAGUUGAAUGAUCUGUUGGUACCAUCUAUGGUUGUCUGACUAUGUUACUGCUGUUGUCUCGCUGACCUCGUUACAAGGACGUUCAGAUGCUGUUAACAUGCCAUUAAGAUGCUGUUAACAUGCCAUUAAGAUGCUGUUCAGAUGAUGCUUAGAUGAUUUGAAGAUGGUGAUCAGAUGAUAUUAAGAUGAUGAUCAGAUGAUGUUAAGAUGGUGUUAAGGAUGAUAUUAAGGAUGAUGUGAAGACGAGCCUCUUUUGAGUUCUAGGUGUAGUUAUUAUAUAUAUCAGUGUCUCGGUUGUCUUGUCCUGAUGCUUCUGUACCUUGUAAAUGAUUGAAUAUUUCGUGUUCACAAAGUGCAUAAUUUGUGUAUGAUAUUUCAGGGAAUAUAAUUAUGUACAAGCUCCAUAGUGCUGACUUUCACAGUGUCUGUUAUCUGUGUGUGUUUCAUCCAUCCUCGUUAGGGGAGGGACUUUGGCUCGUUAACCUCAGGUGUCAAACACUAAGUGCUAAACCAAAAAUUUCAGCAUCGGCCAGAAUUUUUUUCUUUACAUGACCGGAAACAAUUUUCUUAAAUAUUGACUCAGAUGUUAUUCUGUUCAUCUGCUGACUGCUUUAGGAGACUGUUUUGAAGUGAAUUUUUAUCUACAUUCUUUUUAGACUUUUUGAUUUUGUUAGGUUUUAUCUUGUUUGUUAUUUACUAUGCCUUGGAAACUUGUGUUUUAGUGGUUUGUAAUCUUGUUUCACGAUGCCGAUGUAUGGAAGUAAAAACUGGGAAUAAAGUUACAUAAAUACAAA
Messenger RNA from Haliotis rubra (blacklip abalone), 4114 nucleotides. RefSeq names its product nuclear receptor ROR-alpha A-like. NCBI's taxonomy places the organism in Eukaryota, Metazoa, Mollusca, Gastropoda, Lepetellida, Haliotidae. Gene Ontology annotation, cellular component: nucleus. Gene Ontology annotation, molecular function: zinc ion binding; nuclear receptor activity; RNA polymerase II cis-regulatory region sequence-specific DNA binding. Gene Ontology annotation, biological process: regulation of transcription by RNA polymerase II. The record is from RefSeq and is a predicted model, not a curated record. Bases 169 to 2043 code for a protein of 624 amino acids. The transcript has 10 exons.